Pipra filicauda (Wire-tailed manakin) is the source of this 1152-nucleotide messenger RNA. It is a transcript of the gene ANAPC10, whose product is annotated as anaphase promoting complex subunit 10. The record is from RefSeq and is a predicted model, not a curated record. The coding region runs from base 393 to 1022 and encodes 209 amino acids. Lineage: Eukaryota; Metazoa; Chordata; Aves; Passeriformes; Pipridae. Gene Ontology annotation, biological process: anaphase-promoting complex-dependent catabolic process; protein K11-linked ubiquitination. The transcript has 5 exons. Gene Ontology annotation, cellular component: anaphase-promoting complex.
CCGGAGGAAGGCUGAGGGGAGGAGGAGGAAGAGGAAGAGGGACACUCAGCUCGGGAGGGAGCUCGGCGGGCUGAGGCGGUGCGCUCGCCCGGGUCGGGGGCUGCCCGAGCGCGUCCCUCCCGCGGUGCGUGCGGGUGUCUCGGGAGCGGGAGAGCGGAGCCCGGGGCUGGGAUUCCAGCGCGGCCGGGGUGUUCCGCGAGUAGGUGUCGCUGCUUUAUUAUCGAUAUUUAAGCGUUUUGCAGGCCUGCGGGCUACGGUGUUGUAAAAUUGGUUAAUUAAUCGAGAAGUGGUGGGGGGAGGGCUACCAAGGAACCUGAGCGAAAGCAGCUCUUCGUUUGUCAAAGCCACUUCAUCCCCUGGGUGCUGUGGUUUUUAAAGGCGGCUUCCACCUAAUGUUUACACUUCACACGACUUGUAAAGAGGUGCUCGAAUCCCUUAAUGAACAGUUUACAUCCUUACCAGAAAUGACUACCCCAAACAAGACCCCACCUGGUGCUGAUCCAAAGCAGUUAGAGAGGACUGGUACUGUUAGAGAAAUAGGCUCACAAGCAGUUUGGUCCCUUUCAUCCUGUAAGCCAGGGUUUGGAGUGGAUCAGUUACGAGAUGAUAAUCUAGAAACUUACUGGCAGUCAGAUGGAUCACAGCCUCAUUUGGUGAACAUCCAAUUUAGAAGAAAAACAACAGUGAAGACAUUAUGCAUUUAUGCAGACUACAAAUCUGAUGAAAGUUACACUCCAAGCAAAAUCUCUGUCAGAGUAGGAAAUAAUUUUCAUAAUCUCCAGGAAAUCCGGCAACUUGAACUAGUGGAACCGAGCGGCUGGAUUCACGUUCCUCUGACAGACACUCAGAAGAAGCCAAUUCGCACGUUCAUGAUCCAGAUUGCUGUUCUAGCCAAUCACCAGAAUGGCAGGGACACUCACAUGAGACAAAUCAAAGUGUACACCCCGGUGGAAGAGAGCUCCAUUGGGAAAUUCCCUCGAUGUACAACGAUUGAUUUCAUGAUGUAUCGCUCCAUAAGAUAAAGUUUGAUGACGGUAUCGUUGCUAAAGUAUUCAGAUACUUAAAAAGCAGGCUUUACUUCGGCCUAAUUAUAUCUUUUAUGUUUAUACUUUGUACAAUUUUGAAAUAAAGAUAAUACUGUGUUACAAUGUA